Molecule: messenger RNA, 697 nt
Organism: Ostrinia furnacalis (Asian corn borer)
Lineage: Eukaryota; Metazoa; Arthropoda; Insecta; Lepidoptera; Crambidae
Product: pupal cuticle protein C1B
Exons: 2
Coding region: 44-646 (200 amino acids)
Source: RefSeq, a predicted model, not a curated record
GAUCACACACGCAGUAUCACUUGUGAACUGGACUAAUAUCAAAAUGGCUGCCAAGUUCGUAGUCCUCCUGUGCGCGGUGGCGAGCGUUCGCGCCGGUGGUUUGGUCGGUGGCUACGCCGCAGCCCCCUACGCCUCAUACGCCGCCCCAGUGGCCAGCUACGCGGCCGCUCCAGUGGCCACCUACGCGGCCGCCGCUCCCGUGAUCAAGAGCUACGCUGCCCCUGCCAUCUCAGCCUACGCUGCUCCAUCAUACGCAGCGUACUCCGCUCCCGUCGCGUACUCCGCGCCCGUAGUCAAGGCCGUAGCACCAGCAGUGUCCUCUGUCUCAUCCUAUUCCACCCACACCUCCCACGCCGCUCCUAUCUACGCUAAAGCCGUAGCUCCCGUAGCUGCCUACGCUCACGCUCCCGUAGCGUACUCCGCUCCCGUAUCGUACGCGGCCCCCGCCCCCGUCUCCUACGCCGCUCCCGUGGCCACUUACGCUUCCCACGCUCCCGUAUCGUACGCCGCUCCCGUGGCCACCUACGCCGCUCAUGCUCCCUACGCUGCGUACUCUGCCCCAGUCUACAAGUCCGCGCUGGCUUACUCCCACGCACCCGCUGUGUCCCACGUCUCAUACAGCGGACUCGCCAACUACGGCUGGUAAUCCCUGACUGUACAAAUCUAGUUGUUUACUUGUAUAUUUAUUUUUAUACAA